Messenger RNA from Cylicocyclus nassatus, 3099 nucleotides. The record is from the annotation of a GenBank genome assembly. Lineage: Eukaryota; Metazoa; Nematoda; Chromadorea; Rhabditida; Strongylidae.
AGGUGCCUUUAUAUCAAGCAGACAGCCGCCUAUAGCCGUGGCUAGCAAGCCAUUAGCCGCCGUUAGCAGCCACUAGCCGCUUUUAUUAUCGCUGGAGCGCGCAACCAUCAGAUUUUCAUUACAUGAACCUGUUUUCUGGUCUUCCAGAUGCACCUGACGAAUCCAACUUGGGUUCAUCAUGAAGGUGGUGCAAUUUACUCUGUGGACAUCCAUCCAACAAUGGAUAAACUGGCUACAUGUGGCCAGGGAGAUGUUGGAGGAUGCGGACUUGUUAUUAUUUGGAAUUUGAAGCCAAUACAGAGUGAGAAAGCUUAUGCUGAUAUCACCUGCCACAAAAUCUUAGCAAGAAUACAGCAUCAAGCGGGUGUGAAUUGCGUUCGAUGGGCUCAUGAUGGUGCUCUAUUGGCCUGUGCGUCCGACGACAAAGUGAUCACAAUCUAUGAAUAUGGUGGACGUGUACAGUCGGCUGGUUCCAUUGGCAGCAAAAAUGUGGUUAAUGUUGAAAAAUAUCGGUUGACUCAUACUUUGCAUACUCACUCAAUGGAGGUGCUUAGUGUGGAAUGGUCAUGCGACGGUCGCUAUUUGGCUUCUGCAUCUAUGGAUAAUACAGUGGUCGUGUGGAAUGCAAAGAAGCUUCCUGAACGCAUUGUUGUAUUGGACAACUCACGCGGAGGACAUAAUGGUCCAGUCAAAGGACUAAGUUGGGAUCCCAUAGGGAAGUACUUAGCUACGCAGUCAGCCGACAAGUCUCUUCGAUUAUGGACGACAGAUAACUGGCAGUGCGAUACUGUGAUUACAAAGCCAUUCAGCCAGAGCAGCCAAACUACUAUGUUUUCACGUUUGGAUUGGUCACCCGAUGGUCAGUUCCUGUUUGCACCUUGCGCGAUGAAUAACCAAGGUCCCACAGCUCAAAUUAUUAUGCGAAAAGAUUGGGAUACGGAAUUAGAUCUUGUUGGACAUCGAAGGGCGGUGACUGCAAUCCGAGUAUGUCCACGACUGCUAUCGUAUGUGGAUUAUGCAGGAAAAACGAUUCAGGUCACAUGCGUUGCAAUCGGUUCGCGUGACAAAUCUUUGUCAGUGUGGGUAUUGCCGCGGGUGAAGCGACCUGUUGUUGUACUUCAACGCCUCUUUAAGCACUCUGUUACGGAUUUAUCAUGGCGUGGUACUGAUUUGGUCGUGUCAUCUCAGGAUGGCUCGAUAAAAUACCUCUCAUUCCGAGAAAAAGAGCUUGGCACGAUGCUGUCUCCACAAAAAAUGGGAAAUGUGUGCGAGUCCUUGUACAAAAUUCGACCUGCCCAGUAUUGUAACUACAGUAAUGGUAAUGCGGUGGACGCACCAUCAAAGUCGAACAGUUCCUUCAUAGACUCACCUGAAGAGCUCCUGGCGAAGAGAAAGGCCGAAGCAGCCGUAUCAAAAGAGCCAGCUAAACCCACCGAACCUACUGCAUCGCAAACUAAGACGACUACACAGAAUGCUGCAUCUAAAGUACUUUCCGAGCAGCGACAGCAGCAAGUCGAGGUUCGCACAUCAGAUGGUAAACGCCGCAUCCAGCCAAUCUUUCUGGGAUCUACUGUCGACGAGGAGCCUGCGCCAGCUCCUGCGCCAUCGCAAAGCAAACCACAGUCGCGUCCUGAACCAGUGGAUGAACCCAUGACGUCAGAUGUUGACGAAGGUAGUGGAGAUAAAUCGCCGGCGAAAACAGUAAGCCGUCUUGCUUCAACUGACGACUCUAUGGUGGAAAGCACUGAUGAUGACGUUGAUUCAUCAGAUGUAGAUGCAAGAGCAGAAAAAGAGUCGCAGCUGGAUGAUCUAAGCAAAAGAACAAAAAUGUUGAUGGCAGACUUCAAGAAACCUCUAUUGCGCCCAUUAGACUCUUCUCGGGUUGAGGUAUCGCCAGCAAGCGCUGUUCUAGAUGUUCCUGAGCAGAGGGCCAUGAUAAGCGAAGGCGUACAAGGAGUACUUGGCGAUACGGUUGAAGUGGACAAUGACUGGAUAAUGGGUGGUGUUCGUGCUAGUAAGAUAUCAUAUCUUCAUUCGCGAAAUCCUAUAUGGAGUGCAGAGAUUGGACCAUCUGUAGCUGUAAUCGUAGCAAACAGAUUUUGGACGAUCGCUGGAUGCUAUGACCGCAGCGUUUUCGUGUACACGAGCGCGAAUGGAAGACUACAUCUUCGCAAUCAACUUGAUGCCGCUCCUGUUCGUGUUGGGAUCAAUGGACACAAGAUGUACGUCCUGACGCAGACCGGACAUUUGAGUACCUGGGAUGUCGAUAAGAUGAAAGCCAUUCUAUCUCGGCAGUCAAUUGCCGACUGUGUCGCAAAGGAUGCAAAUCUCACCUCAAUCUCGGUGACGCCCAUGGGUAUACCGCUUCUGGGCUUUUCAACUGGAACCAUUUUCACGUUCUCCUUGGAUAUGAACUGCUGGCAGAUUGUUGACUCGGUGACACCAUUGAUGAAGUUGUGCGAUUCCAUUGAUGCAGACGAGUUGCCAGAUGGUCCCGUUGGGCGGCUUCUGAAGCGGAGAAAACGGCCUGGUCUUCUGCCAUCUGUACCUAGAACAAUCAGUGCAUCUGUCAAGGAAUCGCUUUUGGAGGGCUGGUUACAGGCUGCAAAAACCGCUGGUAGUACAAUGGACUAUCGCGGAUUGUUGAUGACUUACGUGCAGCAGCUUGUGCGGAAUCGAUCCACUUCCAAGCUUUCGGACAUUUUAACCGAUCUGAAGGAGCAAGGUUACAUUUGCGGAACGCUACGAAGUGCUCUUAGAGAAGAUGUUGAAAAGAUAAUUGCUUCUGAUCCAGUGACUUCAUCUUUAGUUAAGUCGAAGGAAACCGACAGUUUAGUGUUCUGAUUGUCAACUUUUUGUUUGAUCUCCGUGCUGAGUAAUGCAGAUUUUCGGGUCCCAUGACCACCUGUGUAACCUUCUACCGUCAGGUGAUUUUUUUUCAUGUUGCAUCACCGACUUCUCGCUUUAUAAUUGGUUAACAUGUACAAAUUAACAAACUAGCCUAUGAAGCAUCUCAACUCUUUCCUUUUCUCUUCGGAAGUUUCUAUGUUUCAAGUUCUUUACGGAUUUGGAUCCAAGAUGAUAAAAGAUUGAGUAUCC